Molecule: messenger RNA, 174 nt
Organism: Echinococcus granulosus
Lineage: Eukaryota; Metazoa; Platyhelminthes; Cestoda; Cyclophyllidea; Taeniidae
Exons: 2
Coding region: 1-174 (57 amino acids)
Source: RefSeq, a predicted model, not a curated record
AUGGUUCAGGUCCCUCCAAUGGCUAUUUCAUUGCCAGAUCAUAUCGUGUGGGUGUUCGUACGCAGUCUCGUGUUUGAUGCUGUGCCUGGAAGGCAAUCAAAGUAUGCGCGUAGUGGGUUCGACCUCGGAAUGGGUGGACUUCCUGUGCCGGUAGUCAGCCCUAGAGGCUAUUAA